This is a messenger RNA of Panicum hallii, 3678 nucleotides long. Its product is annotated as pentatricopeptide repeat-containing protein At4g19440, chloroplastic-like. Bases 193 to 2595 code for a protein of 800 amino acids. NCBI's taxonomy places the organism in Eukaryota, Viridiplantae, Streptophyta, Magnoliopsida, Poales, Poaceae. Gene Ontology annotation, molecular function: protein binding. The transcript has 4 exons. The record is from RefSeq and is a predicted model, not a curated record.
CAAAAAUUUCGGAUCCGUCUUAAGUCCCCGCGACCUCACGAGCUUCCGACGCGGCCCUCUUCCCAGCCUACCGCCCGUCCGGUCCCCGAUCCAAUCUGCUCCGUCCGUCUUCCCGUGCGCGCAAUCAUUACCCUCCAUUGGAUCCCCCCUUAAUUUCUCUGGGCCGUCGCCGCCCACCGUCCGCAUCACACCAUGAAACCACCACCGCGCCUUCCCCCCCAACUCCGCCGCCGCCACCUCUCAUCCGCCGGCGACGCCGCCGCAGAGCUCACCGGCGCGCUCGCCGCGGCGCCCUCGCCCGAUGCGAAGCGAGAGCUCGCCGUUAUGCUCCGCCGCCUCGGCAGCCGCAGCCUCGCCUCCGCCCUCUCGUCCCUCCCGGCGCCGCUCCCCGCCGCCUUCGCCCUACGCCUCGUCCAACAUGUCCUCUCCGACUCCCCUGCAUGUGCCUCCCGUACAGGCGAGGACCUCCUCACCCCUCGCGUCUCGGCGCUCCUCCUCCCCUCGCUCGUCGCCGAUCGCGCCGCGCUCCCCUCCGCGCGCCGCCUCCUGUCGCGCCUCAUCCGCUUCCACCCUCUCCCCAUGGCCGCGGCGGCUGUGGCCGACGUCGCCUGCACUGCCACCUCGGACCUCCUCGUCCACGCCUGCCUCAACUCGCCCGCCCCCGGAUCCCUGUUACGUGCCACCGACGCCUUCCGCGUGCUCUCCACGCGUGGCGCCCCGCCCUCCAUCAAGACCUGCAAUAUUCUUGUCGAAGCCUUGGGCUGUGCUGGCCAACUUGACGCUGCCAGCCUGGUGUUCGACGAAAUGCGGGAUGGCAAGACUGUCGCCCCUGAUGAGUACACGUACACGGCGAUGAUAAAGGCACUCUGCAGGGCUGGAGAGGUUGAUGCCGCUUUUGUGAUGCUUGCGGAGUUGCGGCGAGCUGGGCUGCAGCCAACUGUGGUGACUUACAAUGUGCUAAUGGAUGCACUGUGCAAGAGCGGGAGGGUGGAGGAGGCCUUUCAGUUGAAGGGGAGGAUGGUCGAAGGCAGGGUGAGGCCAAGCGUGGUCACGUUUGGCAUCCUGAUCAAUGGUCUUGCAAGGGGUGACCGGUUUGGGGAGGUUGGAGCAGUGUUACAGGAGAUGGAAGGUUUUGGGAUCACCCCCAAUGAGGUUAUUUACAAUGAGCUAAUUGGUUGGCAUUGUAGGAAAGGGCAUUGCUCGGAGGCGCUUAGGCUGUUUGAUGAAAUGGUCUCAAAGGGGAUGAAGCCUACAGCAGUGACUUUCAACUUGAUUGCAAAAGCUCUAUGCAAGGAAGGGGAGAUGGAGCGUGCUGAGCAGAUAUUGGAUGAGAUGUUGUUGUCUGGGAUGACAGUUCAUUGUGGCUUGUUCAAUACUGUGGUCGCAUGGCUUCUUCAAAGAACUGGAAGAUUGGACUCGGUGCUAAGGCUUAUAAGAGAAAUGGUUGCCAGAUUUAUGAAACCAAAUGAUGCUUUGCUGACAGCUUGUACCCAGGAGCUUUGCAAAAGAGGGAAACACUUAGAAGCGGCUGAAAUUUGGUUCAAAAUGCUGGAAAAAGGUUUAGGUAUCAAUAUUGCAACAUCCAAUGCGUUGAUUCAUGGGCUUUGUGAAGGAAAUAACAUGGAAGAAGCCACUAAGGUUCUAAGGGCCAUGGUGGAAAACGGGGUUGAAUUGGAUUGCAUCACAUAUAACAUAAUGAUUCAAGGUUGCUGCAAAGACAGUAAAAUGGAGGAAGCGAUACAACUUCGUGAUGACAUGAUCAAAAGAGGGUUUAAGCCUGAUCUUUUCACGUUUAAUACUUUCCUAUGCGCUUAUUGCAAUUUGGGUAAAAUGGAAGAGGCCCUUCACCUGUUGGAUCAAAUGAAAAGUGAGGGCCUUAAGCCAGAUAUUGUGACAUAUGGCACCAUAAUAGAUGGUUAUUGUAAAGCAAAAGAUAUUCAGAAGGCAAAGGAAUAUUUGAAUGAAUUGGUGAAAGUUGGGUUAAAACCAAAUGUGGUAAUAUAUAAUGCUCUUAUUGGUGGUCACUGUAGGAAUGGUAAUAUUUCUGAUGCAAUUGGUGUUCUUGGCACUAUGAAAUCUAAUGGCAUACAACCAACUGCUGUAACAUAUGGCAGUCUUAUGCAUUGGAUGUGUCAUUCUGGUCUUGUUGAAAAGGCCAAGGCCAUUUUUGCACAAUGUAUUGUAAAGAACAUUGAGCUUGGAGUAAUUGGCUAUACAAUUAUGAUUCAAGGUUUAUGCAAAAUAGGAAAAAUUGAUGAAGCUCUUAUCUACUUUAGGGAGAUGAGUUCAAGGGAUAUACCACCAAAUAAGUUGACUUAUACCACUCUGAUGUUUGCCUAUUGCAAAUCUGGCAAUAGUGAAGAAGCGUCCAAGCUUUUUGAUGAGAUGGUGAGCUCAGGCAUUGUUCCUGAUAGUGUUUCCUACAAUACAAUAAUUUCAGGGUUUUGUGAGACGGAUUCAUUGGAUAAGGCAAUAGAAAUGCCUGCUGAAAUGCCCUCAAGAGUUUUGAAACAGGAUUAUUGUUCAUACAAUCCAUUGGUUAACGGAAGAACUACACUUUGGUGCCAAAAAGAAGCCACUUCCAGUGCUGAAUGAUGUGUAACCAAGGUUCCAUUGGGCAUGACUGAUUUUUGAGACACGUGUUGUCCAAGCAUGAAAUAGGAGGAACUUGGGAGAAUAUGUGGGCUACCACCUUGCCUUUGGUUGUAUGGCUUGUGCAUCUAUCAAACACGCUACUCAUGGUUGUCAACCUUUUACCGUCGAGGACAGUCCAACAGAUGCAGUAGGUUGUAUAGGUUUAAAAGUGGUAGUAUGCAUGGCCAACCACCAUACUGGAGAGCCAUCCAAGGGCAGCCACAAAAUGCACUUUAGGUUUAUUUGGACAACAUUGGUGGACCAAAACAAUAACAGAGACCAGUGUACAGUUGAUCCAUGAAAGGAUGACAAUUCAAUAAAAAUGCUAGGUGCAGGUGAUCAAAACGUUUUGAGAUUGGUCGAUCUAUAAUAUAUUUAAUUCGUGAACUUGGAGUACAGCAUGGGCCACUUGUUAUGGUAGCAUUAAAGAGGCCAGCUCUUAGCUGAGCUGCAGAAACAUCAGUUCAUGUUUGCUACUGAAACCAAGUGUCCGAUUUCUGGUAUUUGCUUCUGUUGAUAUUUGGGAGCAUCUUAGUUCUGGUGGACUGCAAAUCUUCUUAAAGAUUUCUGUAACUGAAAUACCCUAACGGAUUACUAAAGAUUGCCUGUGAAGAAGCCAUAGCAAAGAGAUAGUUCAGCUGGCAUAAAGCCAUUAGAAUUAUUGUGAUAUUAACUUUCACUGCAGGGACCACGGUUAAGUAGCAACUACUCCUGUCAACAUCUAAUCCUCCAACCUCAACCAAUCUGAGCCUUGGUGUGGGCAGCACUGGUUGGCACUGUAGUACGAUGUGACUAUUCAUGUGCUACUUUAGCAACCGAUUUUUUUGUCUGUUGUCCUGCCAAAUUAGUUUCAGUUGACAGCUAGGGAUAACGAUGGUUUCCUUGUUAGUCGAGUUUACUUCUUUAUAGAGAUUCGAUAUGAAGAUAAGUAGAGAUAGAAUGUGUUUCUUAGAGGUAAAGUCAAACAAUCCCUAUAAAAGGGACAAGAUGUAUCCAGUUAUUCAUUCAUUAUGCAUCAAGAAGAAAUAAUUAAAUCUCUCCAAA